This is a messenger RNA of Ostreococcus tauri, 1926 nucleotides long. Its product is annotated as Concanavalin A-like lectin/glucanase, subgroup. The record is from RefSeq and is a predicted model, not a curated record. NCBI's taxonomy places the organism in Eukaryota, Viridiplantae, Chlorophyta, Mamiellophyceae, Mamiellales, Bathycoccaceae. The transcript has a single exon. The coding region runs from base 1 to 1926 and encodes 641 amino acids.
AUGAGUGCGAUCGUGGGAAUUAUCGCGUGCGCGCUCGCCCUCGCGGACGGCGCGCGAGCGGCGACGGCGACGCGGGCGUACGUCGUGGAUGGGAGCUCGUGCGAGCGCGUGGAGACGAUGCGAGACGAGGCUUCGAUGGUCGACGGGCGGGCGACGCGAUGGAUUCGACGGGCGAGGACGAGAUGGGAGGGUUUAUGCGAUGAAGGCGCGGCGGCGCUGACGAUUGAGGCGGGAGAGGUGGGGUUGGAGGAGGUGAGUGUGGAGGACGCUCGGGCGCUCGGGCGGACACUCGGCGGAGCGUCGACCAUCGAGGUUUGGUUCGCGUAUCGAGGAACAGAGCGGCGAGGAGAGAUGAUGCCAUUAUUCACGAUCGAAGACAUCUCACGGAAGACGAUAAAGGGGAUGGUAUCGAUGGAUGGAAGCGGGUUAGCAAUGCUAGCCACGGAGUCGAGGGAGGCAUUCUCAUUAGGCAAACAAAACGACAAUACGACGUGCAUACACGUCGUUUCCGACAAAGAAGUGGCAAAGGUGUACGUAAACGCUCGUCUGGCGCUUGAGUCGACACGAGGUAGUCCGUGGAGGACACUGAAUGAGGAUGAUGGCGCGAUGGUUCGGCUUGGAGGCUCUGUCAGCUCUGCCGGUCUCAGUGAUGCUUGGUGGUCCGGAAACUUCUAUCGAUUCGCCGUGUAUCCUUUUGCAAUGGAUGCUGAUGGUGUCAACAAAAAUUAUGCAAAUCACUCAGUGAGUGAUCCAGUCGAGCACAAUGUCGAAGUCGAUGACAUUGACGUGACGGGUGCAAGCGUCGCUGUGUUUGGUGUUUCAACAAAAAUGCAAUUUGAUGUCGAUAAUCUCGACAAGAUGUGCGAUGAUGAUGAGCAGGCGUGUGAUUUGACCGUAGAAUCUGAGUUGAUUGUGCGAAAACUACCGCUCUAUGGCGAUUUACAUGCAUCCGAGACGCUUCAUGCCAUACAGGUGAACGAGCGAAUCGGAGCCAGCAAGAUGCGCUACACCGCCAAGAGCGCCCCAACGAGCAUCGACGGAUACUCUGACGUAUUCAGUGAUAGUAUCCAAUUUCAAAUCUCUGAUGACGACGUUGCGCAAAGGUUUCGUUUCGCAGUUGAGGUACAUAAGGGUGUGCUUGCAUGCGACAUCGAGCUCGUCACUGUCGAGGACAGUGUGGUUACCGUGACUCUCCAAGUCAUCGACACAGAGAGGGUUUCAGCGGACUUCGGCUUUGAAAUAAUGGCUGUCCAUGAGAGAAUAGCCCUUUUCUUUGAGAAUGGAACGACCAUCCCGGUCGGUGAGCGCAUGAAAGGGUAUCCAUGCGGCGCGCAGCCUUCAUGCAGACGUUUCACACUCGAUGAACACACGCAAAGAGCGUGUUUGAAGGUUGUGCUAAUCCCUCAUCGCGAUUAUUUCAACACGGACAGUGCGUUCGACGGUCCACAACACCCGCCAUGGCCCAUGGGGAAGGCUGUCGUCACGUACAUUGGAACGAGUGGUGAACAACCGUCGAAACAAGCGAGAAUAAAUGUCACUGUCACGGGCGAGUAUGACGACGUUCAGCUGAGCGUAAAUCAGACUUUAUUCAACGCUCAUUAUCUAAGAUGGGUCGGCAUGGGAAGAUUCCGCCUUCGAUCUAGAGAUUACGACGCUCGCAAAUUGAGAGUAUCCAUUCACUCGGCGCGUGCAAACUUGUUUGCCAUCACAAAUGUGACCGCGUUGGAGCUCUGCGAUAACCCAUUCAUCACCGGUGACGGGACUGGAAACGAAAUGAUUGUCUUCGACGCCUCUCCGAGCGUAAUCUCAUCCGCCCUCGACAGCGUGGUGUACAUCAACCUCAAAAGAGGCUUGACUCAAGACGAAAUCAAUGUACGCGUCGGCGAGAGUAGUGUCACCCUAGUCGCCCUCCUGAUGGCCAGCUGA